Messenger RNA from Dermacentor andersoni, 11288 nucleotides. Lineage: Eukaryota; Metazoa; Arthropoda; Arachnida; Ixodida; Ixodidae. The record is from RefSeq and is a predicted model, not a curated record.
GACAGCGCGCUGCCGAUGCGUUCGCGCCAGUCCCCCUGGCCCCCGACGACCAUCCCGUGGCGUUUUCCUCGAAUCGCGCCCCAGAGCGGAGAGAAGGAGGGGGGUGAAAAAAAAGAAAGCCCGCACUGUGGCUCGGGGGUCACGGGCCGAAUCAAACUCAACAGCCCUCGGAGCCUGCCCUUGUCCCUUAGCGCACCUCCCACGGCCGAUUGCCGCGGCUCAAAUAGCGGCCAGGCCAAUGGGACCCGCGCCACUGUCAGCUCCCUCGGGCUCCCGUGCACGGAAGCCACCCGGCAAUGGCGAUCGGCCCCGUCAGGCCUCGUCGUCAAGGGCACGCGACGGCGCAGAAACGCCCGAGCGCCGCUCUCGGGCGGAGACGCGGGGUUUCAUUCGUCCAUCCUCCGUACUCCGCUCGAGUUUUAUUACCGCCGUGAUGAUUCAUUCAUGUCCCACACUGUUUGCUCUAGCGCGUUCGUAAGGCGCUCAACGCAACGGCCGUGCUUUUCUUUUUUUUUUUUCCCCGAGAGAAAAAGAAAUGUGCUCGCAAGGGGCCGUUGAACCGCGAAACCCUCGCAGGAAAGAACGGUAGCCUGGCCUAAUCCAUCAAUGAACCAGCUUGCGCACGGUUUUCUCGCCAACAUAUGAUACCACCGUGUUCCUUUUCCCUCUCACCCACCUCGAAUAUGCGUAUCGGCAAUCUCGCACACACACAUCGCUCGGCGUCGUUUCGCACGGGCUCGUCCGUCGGCCACACGGCCGGCGUCGACUCAUUAAAAGCUUCCAAAUGCGAGCCUCGGGUUUGGUUUUCACUUGCACUAAUUUGCAAUCAAUUCCAUGUUUUUCCUCAUCUCCUCCCCCGCCUCCCCGCAAAUAUUUUUUUUAUUCUUUUUUUUUUUAUUUCCCGUCUUCCUCCCCUCUUUCUACCACCGCCAACCCGGACCGCCGCCGCGACGACCUCGUUUGGUUCGCAGACGGACGCAAUGGCCAACGGUGGCAGCAGCAGAUGCGUAGCAUAACAAACAUGGCGGCCACCUUGUCGGAGGACUGCUCAGGCAGGGCAAGGGGCGCUCGCCGUCGGCGCUGCUGCUACGGCUCCAGCUCGUCGUGGUCCGCGAAAGUGGUGUCUCCGGAGUGACGUGCCCGCCAGCGACGCACGAGAGAGCAACAGAAAGCAAGAGAGGUGCUCAGUGUGGGACGCCCGGGGACGCCGUGGCAAGCAGGCGCGUCUCGGAUGGCCCGAGACGCUGUUGGCUCUGUGUAGCGCGCCCCAGUCUCAACCAACGGAGGCACCUUUGCAAUGGAUGAUGGGGGCCGAUGUCUGCUUGACGUUAUAAACGACCCCCUGCUCCUGCAGUCGUUCCUUGAAGACAAGAACGAGGAGGUUUCGAAGGAGCUGAGCUCGCUCGAAAGUGUCCUGCUCGGCCGAGACGAAGUGAGCAGCACCACCAGCUGCCUGCCGGCCCGCUGUGAGCUGCCGGACUCCAUGGGCUACGGCUGCUCUGGCACUGACAAACCCGUGGCCGCUGCCCUCGCCGUCUCCGCGACUACCACUGCCGCCACCUCGGACGUCUCGGCCGCCUCACCCCAGCUGCUGGUCAGCUCGACGGUGCCCCCCGCUCCACCGCUGCCUGCCGCCACUGCUGCUGCCAGCAAUGGCCUGCCUGGUGCCUCGCCACAUUCCACUCGCUCCUCCCCAGCCAGCAGCCGACCACACUCGGCAUCCCCGCUCCCCGCCGCCCCCAUUCCCGUCUCGUGGUCUUCGCCGAGCCCCAUUGCCGUGUCGCGGAGUCAGUCCCUGUCCUCGUCGUCAGCCUCAACGCCGGCAACCACCAAGGCGACCGCAACCGUUGCCCCUUUGCCCGUGGCACCGCAGCAGGCACCUCCGUCUAGACCCAACGUCGGGCAGGUGGUAUCGGGUAGUCCCAGCCCCCGCACAGCUGGUGCCCCUCGUCUCAUCCAGCCGAAGCAGCCACAGAUCCUUCCCAAGCUGUCCAGCGGCAGUGCCAACAUGACAACACCCGCAGCGACCGCAACCACCCGGUCCCAGUCUCCCCGGGCGGCACAGCACAAGGCCACACCGCAGCCCGCGCCUGUACCGGCACCGCAGCCUGCGACAACGGUGCAGCGCGGAGCCGCGAUGGGGCUCAACACGGGGAGUCCGCUGCUCAUUGGGAACCCUGGCGCCGCACAGGCGGGCAUGUUUCAAGCUGGAGCUGCGCAGGGCACUUUCCUGCUGAACCAGUACAUUCCGGGCCUGGGCCAAAGCCCCAUCCUGAUCCAGGGCUCGCUGGGUCAGAUCCAGGGCUCACUGGGGCAGAUACAGGGGGUCCAGCUGGCCCUGCGGCCACCCCAUGCCACGGGCCUGUCCCUGGGUCCCCAGGCAGGGCACAAGCCCCACGGGGGCCAUCCGGGACAGCCUGGCACCCCAACACUGGUCAUCCCGCAGAACCUGGGGCCGCGGCCCAACUUUAUCCUGGCGCCGCGCAUGGUCUCGUCGCCCCUGUCGUUUGCCAUUGCGCCAGGGCAGCCCCUGACAUUACAGCAGCUGCAGGCCAUGCUGCCCGCACAGACCAUGCUGGCCCAGCCCACGCUGGGCGCGUUCCAGACAGACCAGCACCAGUCCUUGGUGCAGAUACCAACGUUCACCCAGCCACAGAUACUGGCGCACGACCACCACCAUCACCACCACCACCACCAUCAUGGCGCCCUGUCGGCACCCCUUAUCUCGACAGGUGGCACGAUGGUUUCCUCCGCGCCCGCUGCCAACCUUGUCACCCAUCAUCCAGUCAUGACCACCACGACGGUGCUGCAUCCGGCACCACCGCAACCUGCCCCUGUGCCUGUCUCGGCACCCAUGACAUCAGCAACAAUCCAGCAGCAGCCGCAGGCACGUACGACAGCGUCACCAGCCACGGAGAAGCCAGUCAAAGCGCCCACGGUCAAUCUGGCCGAGUUGCUCAAGGAGCACGGAAUCAUGCCGGAGUCGACACCUCCGCCCUCCCCUACGUCCAAUCAGGAUAGCACCAUAUCAGUCGAUGUUCCCGUGACACCAGCACCAGUCACAGAGAAUGUGCAGGUUGUGGUGAGCAAGUCUCCGCAGACCGUGGCAGUGUCUCCCCAGCAGCGGGUGCAGCUUUCGUUGGCACACGAUGGUAGCGUAGUACUACACCCUCAUGGCAGCAACCUGUCCACCAUGCCUGCACCAGUGCAAUCCCCGGGGCUGGUGGCAACUACAGUCACUCCCACGUCGACGAGCGCACCCGGCGUGACUGCUCUCUCGCGGACCCAUUCGGCCCUCCUGGAGCGUCUCUCCGCAGCGCCGCCCGUCAGCGUGCCAGACCUGGCCUCCCUAACUGCACCACGCGUCUCUGUCAGUGCGCCAACCAUGGUAGCAGCACCAUCACUUGUUGCACCCUCGGUGAUGACGCCUUCUAUGAUGGCUGCAACUACACACCCUCACCAGCUCACCUUGCACACCGUCAACAACGGACUGGUGCCGACGCAGCAGCUGGGGCAGCCACAGUCAUUUGUGACGCUGCAUGGCACUGCGGUGGCCAAUAUGCUGUGCCAUGGUAAUAAUGCGCGCAUUAACCACAUCGUGGUCAGCCCAUCACCGUCCCUGGGACACCAGCAGCAACAUCACCACCAUCAGCAUGCUCUGCACCAUACCUGUCACGCCGUGGCAAACACGGCUGUGGUGAGCUCGGUGGCCAGUGCCGUGGUGCCGACGACAACGACAACGGCAGUGAUGGCGUCGUCGCCAACGAUGGUGGGUAGGACAGCGGUGCCAACAUCCAUGCCGCACACAGUGGUGACUGUGGCUGCGUGCCCCUCUGUGACGACUGUGACUGUGACGCCCACGGUGGUCGUGACGUCGAACAGUGGUGCAACGGCACACACAAGUGGAAAGUGUACAGCGCCCAUGAACUCUCAAAACCAACAGCUCUAUGAGCAGCUGCAGUCGCAGAUAACCUACCUGAACUCUCUGAAGAAGCCUACGAUGCAGCAGAAGCUCCUGCUGCAGCAAAUGCUCUCCAUCGAAGAGAAGCUGCGUGAUUCCAACAAGCCGCAAGUGAGCUCCUCGUCCAAUGACACCACCACAGCAGCCGCGGUGCCCACAUCACACGCACACUGCAUGCAGCGGCAUGAAGUCAAGCCAACCGUCGUUUCGCACCCGAUUCCUGCUGCGGCCACCAUAAUAACAGCGAAGCCAUCUGCGGUGACGACGGUUCAAGUGCCCACAAUCACUGUUGCCACGACAACGAGGACUAACAGCCGUACCGCACACCACAAGGUCAACCAUGCCGAUGUCAAGCCUAAGGCUUCCAUUCUGCAUGCUGGGAACACAGCAUCUAUAAUCGCCACGCAAAAGGCCAUCACCUCCCACUCCGGACCGGUGCGAAUAAUAGCCACUGCACCGACCACCACAAGCGCUGCUUGUGCCUCUUCUACCUGUUCCUCCGCUCCUUGCUCUUCUGCGUCGGUGCUGAGUGUGCCGCUGGCAUCGGCUUCCCCACUGCUGUCUUCAGCAAGUGUGGCACCCGUGUCGUCUGCGUCACUGGUGUCAAGUGUACCACUGGUCUCUGCUGCGCCAUUGGCAUCUAGUGGGCCCAUGUUAUCAACUGCAUCAUUGGCAUCGUCGAGCAUAACACCCGUCUCGAGCGCCCCUUUGGUGCCCAGCUUGCCUGUGGCAUCAAAUGCACCACUGGUGUCAAGCAUACCACCUGUCUCAACUGCCCCAGCGCUGGUGCCAAACAUACCAGUGGUGUCUUGUGCGCCAUCAGCACCUGCUGCACCUCUGGUGUCGAACAUGCCAGUAGUAUCAUGCAAUCUGCCAGCACCUACUGCACCUCUGGCAAGCAUGCCGGUGGUGUCAUGCGUUUCAUCAGCACCUUCUCCGUCGUCGAACACCUUAGUGGUGUCGUGCGCUCCAUCAUCGCAUACUGCACCUCUGGUGCCGAACAUGCCGGUGGUGUCAUCAUGCAUUCCAUUGGCACACACUGCACCUAUGGUGUCUAAAAUGCCAGUGGUGUCAUGCGCUCCAUCAGUACCUACCGCACCUCUGGUGUCAAGCAAGCCGUUGGUAUCAUGCUUACCUCCAGUAUCCACAUCAGCAUUGGUUUCAAGCAUACCACAGGUGUCAGCGGCAAUAUCAGUGUCUAGUGCAUCGCAUAUUUCUGGUACGCUGUUGGUGUCGACGGCAGCACUAAUGUCAAGUCCAUCGCUGUUGGCAUCAAGUACACCGUUGAUGUCAUCUGCACCACUAGUAUCAACAGCACACCUGGUGUCUUCUGCACCACUGAUGUCCACAACACCUAUGGCAUCAACUGCACCUAUGGUGUCUUAUGCAUCCCUAGUGUCCAGUGCACCAGUGGUGUCAACAGCUCCAAUUAUGGCGCCAAGCACGACUGACAUGCCGUCAAUGGCCUCUCACCCUGUGGUCACAGUGGCCUCACAUCUACGUGUUCCUAACCAGGCCUCGGCCAAGUUUGUGCCGCAGCUUCACCAUGCUGUGCACCACCAUCAUCACCACCACCAUCACCUCCAGCCGUCACCGGUGGCAAGCAGUGUGUCGCCAGUCAACCAGCGAUCGCCGCCCCAGCCCCGGCCUCAACCUGUGGUGGUGCGGCUGCAGCACCCAACCAACCACAUCAUCGCGCCGCCCAGCACGACCAAGCAGAUUCUGGUGCAGGUGCCUUCCGUUGUGAACAAGCUGCCUUCAAGCAAAAGCUCUGGCAGCAGUAAUAGCAGUUCCACAAAGUCUACUGUUCCUGUGUUACCGAGCAAAGUGGAACCCAUUGUUCCCAAGCCCUCCCUGCCGCCACCCGAACAACCCCCAGCUCCCCCUCCUCCCCCAUCGAAGCCAGUAGUUGUCAAGCCUAAAGUUCCUGACCGUGUCCAGAAGAUGCACAUGUUUCAUCAACGACUACUGGAAGACCAGAACGGUGCUAUGGCUGCGGAUACCAAGAACCCUUUCACUUCGCGGCGCGAUGCUUGCCAACGGUUGUUGCGGUACCACGUCUACAACUCGGGGCUACCUAGGGAAGAGGAUCUGCACAAAACGGAUGAACUGUUUGCCGAGGUCUCCGAACGCCUGCUGGGGGAGAGUCGAGAGCUGUAUCAAAAGUUCCACUACCUCAUGCUGAAGGAAGGGAUGAGAGAAUGCUCAAGUGCCGAAAAGAUCAUGAUCGAAAAGCUCUUCCUUGAGCACGAAACCGAUGCCUUGAUUGCUGAAAAGCGUGCAGCAGAGGAGGGGCAAUACACAACACCAGUUGAGCCGCCUUCACUUCCGCCUAUGCCAGGGAGUGCAUGGACAUUCGAGUCAGGCCCCUCGUUACCUUUACCUCGACCAGUAAAGAAGGAACCACCCGAUUCUUGGCUUGACGACGAUGACCGGUCCGACCUGGAGCCGGCGCCAAAGCGGCGCUCGAUCAAGGAAGAAGAGCAUGAGACCGUGAUGGCCCCCAUGGAAGAGGAAACCCCAUCACUUCCACCAGUGUCAGUGACACCGGAGCAUGUCGACCUUGUGUUGAGCAUCCGCAAGGAGCUCAACAUGUCUCCCUCAGAAACCGGUGAAGACGAUGAGUUUGCCCACGAGCUGGCCGACUUUGAGCCGCCCGUGGCUCGCUUCCCGUCGUCGGCCGAACUCAAGCAGUCACAGCAGCCGCAGUUUAGCAGCGGUGGCAAUGUCGUGCCUCCAGUGGUAGUGCCCGACUGGAGUUGUGGUGGUAAGAGUGCGGACUCCGAGACUCGUGCGCCCGAACUGGACCUGUCGGGCAUCGAGGGCUUGGACGAUGACAGCAGUGGAGUGGACCCAUUGGGUCGGACUCACUACUUUGGCGAGGAUGAGGAGGAGGACAAGGACUCUGUAGAGCUCCACGACCAGGUUCAGAGUGCCAUCAACAGCAUCCUGGACUUCCGACGAGGUGGUGGGGACGACAUGCUCUGUAUGGACUCUAAAGGAGUAGUGGUACGGAGUGGCAGUGCUCCCGAGCCCAUGGACUACGACGACGCGACGGGAGGCACGCAGCCUGCGGACUCCGUUUUGGACGAAGCCGUCAGGAGCAUCUUGUUGUGACCUCAGCAGUGUUGUUGCCGCUCCUCCUCCUCCUCCCCCCUGUUUCGUGAAGCGUCGCACAACUGGCAACGGUCUCGUCUCUCGAGCCGCACGCCCGUGUGCAUGUGGAUGCGUGCACGUGGUUUGCGCAGAGGUGAAAGCACGGUGAUAUUUGUCCCCCUCCCCUCCUUCAUUCUCUCAUGCCCAUCUUAUUCCUGUGCCCUCACUCUGUCCUCAUUUACUUCAGUUUGUUGUACGUGGCUUCAUUUUGGUGACAACCUUACGGCCUUUCUUUUGUCGGGCCUGCGAGUUACAGGAAGUGGCCAGAACCCUGAGCAGGCAACUACUCCACGUUGCCUUCUGUUCUCACGGUCCUGUUCCAUGUUCUUUCAGACUCUUGCUGCUCUGUCAACAUUUGUCAAAAACAACAACAAAAAAAGUAGGACGCUCAAGGACAGGCCACGGUGCCCCGCAGACUGGGACAAUUGCUCGAACGGGCACUGUACCGACAGUCAUGCAAAACUCGUAGUGAACCAGGCCUUGUGUAUGUAGGCAGGCAUCCAGGGCCCUGAAACUUUGUUCAUUGUGCGCUCAUGGUCUUGCGCAAAGUAAUUUUAUUUUUCUCUUUGCCAGCCUCUUUUUCUUUUAACUUCUUUUUUACUUUUCGCCCUGCUCUAUUGAACUGCUUUUCAGAACUCAGGGGGCCUUGUGUAUAUGUCUUUAGUUGAUGCAUUCGUCAUUGCCCCUCUCUUUGCCAUUGUCCUUGUACUGUUGUGCAGCACUUCCUUUUUUUUUUUUCAUACUAGGCACAAAUAUGCAAACUUUGGCACAUCUAGCCAAACAUGCAACUUGGAGGCCUCCCCCUUUUACCUUUUGUUUUUGCAGCCUCCGAUCUCCUACUUAACCGAAAAGGGAGCCUCGCAUAGUGAUGAAAAAAGCAGACUCGGUGGGGAAGACGAGCGCAAGUUUUUUUCAGUGCCUCAUGGUAAGAGUGAGAGAUGUGCGUCGUCCCCGUUUUGUUUGCUGCCAGUGUUGUAAAAAAAAAAUGGUGAUGAGAGGGGAAGCAGGCCAGCGAAACAACACAUUUUUUUCUCAUGUAUAGGUGUAAAUACGACAGUCGCACAUAUUUAUACACAAGCACAUCCACGACAAAUGGAAAUGGAACCUAGAUUUCACUGCUGCUCAAACGACGUGAUGAUGAAAUACAUUUGAUGUAAAUGUCGACGAGAGUGUUCUGUGACCUGACUAUGGGUGCCUGUGGAAGACGAUGACGACACUGCUCCAGGCGACUAACAAGCCGGAUGCCAAGUGGUGGUGCAGAACUGUUAGGCCUCAGUGUCAGCGGUAGGGCUCUCGGGAGUGGGCUAGUUGACAAUCGAUUCCGCCAGACUUCGCAUCAAGAACUGGCCAACGGACGAGGAAAUGGGAUGGAGACAAGGCCAGCCAGCGCUUGACUGACAGAUUUUGUUGGGCUCUGCAGCCGGUCGGGCGUUGCAAGAACAUACAGUAAAAGCUGACGAGGACAGAGGCAAGACAUGACAUAGCGCUCUGUCCAAGUCUUUCUUGCCUCAGUUCUUGUCUGUCCGUGCUGUAUAUACCUGCAGUCUGCACUUGUCUCGGUCCUUUCCUUCUCUUUUUCCCGUCUUUCAGUGCUGUGAAUUCUGGCUCAACGUAGGGAAGUUCACCGUUUUGUAGCGCAGGUCUUGAUAUAAAUAUGUUUCCUUGAUGUUGUAAGCACUGGAAGUUUUGGCGCGUGUCUGUGUCGCACAUCCCAGCACUUUUACUCUCCUUAUGGGAGUGUUACACAGGCUGAAGCAUACAAGGUGUUUCAGAAAACACUUUCAAAAUUUUUUAAAGGUUGCCGGUGGCAGAUAGCUCAAUUCUAGUUUGUGAGCCGGUCUACUCUAAGUGGCGGACACUACUUGCACAAAAAAUUGAAAUGCAAAAUCUACUAAUCAACAAGAAUUCACUAAUUACUUUUUAGCUAAUUAUCUUAUGACCCAGAUUGCAAUUGACAAAUUCUAGCUGUGGACUUCGCAAGCCAGGUCCACUUGGAAAGAAUUCUCAGGACGACAUUAGUUUCGAGAUAUAAAUUCCCGAACUUUGCGAAGAAAUGCGUGGGCAUUCCAGUUACUUGUGUGCUUCAGUGCAUGAAAUGAAGUUUUGUUAACAAAUUAACUGGAAUGCCAAUGCAUUUCUCCCCAAAGUUUGGUAAUUUAUAUCUCGAAACUGGUGUCAUCGAAAAUUCGUUAUUUAUUAGCUAGAAGUUUAAUUAGAGAAUGUAUUAAUUCGUCGAUUUUGCAUCUCAAUUUUUUGUGCAAGUAUUGUCCGCCGCUUCGAGUAGACCAGCUCAGGAACUAGAAUUGUGCUAACUGCCACAGGCAACAUUUAAACAUUUGGAAAGUGUUCGCUGAAACACCCUGUAAAUUUCGGCUACACAAGGCAAACAUUGUCAUCCACCCAAGGGUAGCCCGAAGCUGCUCAGUGUGGCCACUCUUUGCAAGAACGAAGCCUUCAGUCUUGGCAUAUGUGAAACGCAAGAAUGGUCAAACUAAGCCAAACUAAGUGCGAGUUGUAAAUUUGAAGCUUCAAUCCUUUUUUUUUUUAAUGCUUGCAAUUUUAGUCAGUUAUAUCUUUUUUAGUUGUAUAAACAAAAGUUAUGCAAUGAUAAACCACCAGAAUUCAAUCUUAAAAUGCAACAGGUUAACUGAAACGAGAUGGUUCAUCUCGCAGCUAACGCGCUAGGAGUCCUUCUGAGGCAGGAGCUCUACUGGACCCCGUAAUCUGAGCUUUAAAAAAAAAAAAAAAACUCAGGUGAUUUCAGAAAUGGUUUGCAAUGGAAGACAGUUUUAUAUCAACAAAUGAAACAAUCCUUGAAAUUUUGCAGCUCAUUGGCAUCAUAGUUCUGCAAUUGUUGAACAUGAGCAUUCAUGUGCUUCACACAAGUAUUUGCACACGGAUAUGAGAGUUGGCAACAAGCUAGUUUUCUGUGAAGUGCAACAGCAGCAAAAUAAUAUGCAUGGAGGCAUAUUAUUUCAAGGGUGGCAGAGAACUAGGUGGCGUGAUGAAUUUGGGAAAUUUGCAGCCACCGGGUGGAGCCGGCCGGUGCAAGACGAGCGUAAUUGGAGAUCGCCGAGAGAGGCCUUUGUACUGCAAGGGAUUCAGUAGGACGAUGGCGCAUCGGAGUGGUCCAUAGAAUGUUGGUUUUUCAGAAUUUCAAGAAUAGCUAAUGCCUUUCAGCCUCUCGUAGUUUGCGGGCGGCAAACUUCACAAGCAAAGCGCCAUGUAAAAGGAACUGUGCCAGUAAUCUUAGUGCAAUGACAUUUCAUCCAUCUCCAUGUUGUGACAAGUGCGAAAACUUCACAGUAAUGUUUAUUUUUCGGCAAUGCCAGCGUGCCAUGCACUCGGAGUAGUGCCCGUAAUCAAUCAUCACGACCAUUCAGUCUAGUUGAAGUUCACUCGCCUAACCUGGGUUAGAGAAAGCCGUCAAGAUGCCUCUUCAGUUAAAGGAGUAUUGACAUGACAUUUUUGACUAGUCAUCUUUUUUUUUUACACUUUUACUGCAAAGUCCGAGCAUCUGAAUUUCGCACUUAUUCAUACAGAUAUAAAAUAUCAGCUCGUGACCAUCAACAUUGUUAACCUAAGCAACAGGAGCCACUCCUGGUUGUCAACCUUUUUACAUGUGAAUAUCUUUUUCUCUCCUCGAAACCUAGCAAAUUCUUGAUUGCAAGGUAAACCUCGCCUCUGCAUGAAAAAAAGGAUCUGCACCACUAUUAUAGAUUAAUAAAGCUUAGCACCAUCAAGUCGAAAAAUGAACCGCUGAGCCCAGAGGAGGCCAACAGUUCUGCACCAAGCACAAAUACCUCCACUGUGCAAACCGCAUGUCGCAACCGUUGGCAACAAUAUUCUUUUGUGAUAGGCAAAUCCCAAACUCCACCUCCUUGUUUGUUUGUUUUUUAGAGCCUUUCUGCCUUUUUUUUUCUUUUCCAAGCAUACGUAUGCAACUGGAAUGCAAGUUGAGAAAAAAAAAUAUACGUGCAGAACAUCAGAGAAGCUCAGGGUCCGGCAGUCACGUGCACGCGCUCGCAGGCAUACAAGCAAGGAACAGCAGACACUGUAUUGUACAGAGUUGAAAUUUUUUCUAUAAAAGAAAAAAAAAAUGCUACGGCAGAUUUCAAAAAAAAGAAGAUGAAAGUGUAAAUAUUUUAUUAAAAGAUCUUUCAAAAAUUGA